This is a messenger RNA of Mercenaria mercenaria, 2968 nucleotides long. RefSeq lists its product as uncharacterized. The transcript has 22 exons. The record is from RefSeq and is a predicted model, not a curated record. Gene Ontology annotation, cellular component: extracellular region. Gene Ontology annotation, molecular function: chitin binding. NCBI's taxonomy places the organism in Eukaryota, Metazoa, Mollusca, Bivalvia, Venerida, Veneridae. The coding region runs from base 57 to 2213 and encodes 718 amino acids.
AAGUGCAAAUACCCUUACAGAAAGUGAAAUUGUUACAAUCCUAUCACACACGCAAAAUGUAUCUCUAUGCAAUUUGGAGUUUGUUUUAUAUAUCAGUAUCGUUUCUCGUCUCAGAGGGGCGUGUAACUCAAGAGGAUGAUAUAUGUAGAAGAGAACAUGGGGUUUGCACUCAGUUCAUGUACGAAAACGUCCGAUUGCUUGCACAAAGAAGCUCCGGAUGUAAGAACUUUUGCCAGUGUGCGCAUGCGUCAACUCAGCUGGAUGGUUCUGUCACAUAUAUGUGGGUGAAACACGAAUGUCCAGCAGGAACCUUGUUUGAUGAAAGUCUUCCAGCCCGUGUGUGCAACCAUGCUAACCAAGUGCAGUGCAACGCAAACGUGGGUGACGAUUGUGAAGGAGAACAUGGUGUGUGCAAUCAGUUCACAUAUGAACACACUCGCCUUCUUCCUCUGAAAAGUUCCGGGUGUGUGAACUUUUGCCAGUGUGAACAUGCGUCAACUCAGUCUGACGGUUCUGUGACAUACAAGUGGGCGAAGCAAGAGUGUCCAGCUAGAACUUUGUUUGACGAGAGUAUUAAAGUCUGUAACCACGCUAAUCUAGUUCAUUGUGCAGAAAACGUAAAAGAAGAGACAACAACGAAAGCAAUUCGCACAACAAAAACUUCAGACGUUAAUGAUGAUGGUGACAGCGAUACUGAAUGUCAGCGGGAGCAUGGUGUUUGUAAUCAAAACACAUACGCAAAUAUUCGCCUGCUUCCCCUGAAAAGUUCCGGAUGUAGCAACUUUUGCCAAUGUGAGCAUGCGUCAACUCAGUCUGACGGUUCCGUGACAUACAAGUGGGCGAAGCAGCUUUGUUCAGCUGGAACUUUGUUUGACGAGAGCAUUAAAGUCUGUAACCAUGCUAACCUAGUUCAAUGUACAGGGAAUGAUGACGGUGAGGCGGAUUGUCUACAGGAACAUGGUGUGUGUAAUCAGUUCACGUACGAACAUACUCGUCUUCUUCCUCUGAAAAGUUCCGGGUGUGUGAACUUUUGCCAGUGUGAGCAUGCGUCAACUCAGUCUGACGGUUCUGUGACAUAUAAGUGGGCGAAGCAGGAAUGUCCAGCUAGAACUUUGUUUGACGAGAGUAUUAAAGUGUGUAAUCACGCUAACUUAGUACAAUGUACAGAAAAGGCGAAAGAAGAAACAACAACAAAGGUAGCUCGCACAACAAAAUCUUCAGACGUUAAUGGUAAUAAUGACAGUGAUACUGAAUGUCAGCGGGAGCAUGGUGUUUGUAAUCAAAACACAUAUGCAAAUAUUCGCCUGCUUCCUCUGAGAAGUUCCGGAUGUAGUAACUUUUGCCAGUGUGAGCAUGCGUCAACUCAAUCUGACGGUUCCGUGACAUACAAGUGGGCGAAGCAGCUUUGUCCAGCUGGAACUUUGUUUGACGAGAGCAUUAAAGUCUGUAAUCACGCUAACCUAGUUCAAUGUACAGAGAAUGAUGAUGGUGAUGAGGAUUGUCUUCGUGAACAUGGUGUGUGUAAUCAGUUCACGUAUGAACACACUCGCCUUCUUCCUCUGAAAAGUUCCGGGUGUGUGAACUUUUGCCAGUGUGAACAUGCGUCAACUCAGUCUGACGGUUCUGUAACGUACAGGUGGGCGAAACAAGAGUGUCCAGCUAGAACUCUGUUCGACGAGAGAAUUAAAGUCUGUAAUCACGCUAACCUAGUCCAGUGUGCAGGGAGUGAGGAAGAAAAACCCCGCACAACGGCUUCCUCACAAGGGAAUGAGGAAGAAAACCACCGUACAACGGCUUCCGCGCAAUUUACAGAACAAGAGAAAACAACCACAAGGGCUAUCCGCACAACAACUUCUACACAAGGCAUUUUGAUUGAAGAAUCAACAGUGGUGAACACCCUUUCUACAGAAUGGGUACCAAAUGUUGAAGACGCGGAGCCAUUGUUUGAGUGUUACAAAUGCCACAAAGAGAAUUAUAACAGCGCCUGCAAUCGGGAAACCGAAGUUUGUAAACAAAACAAACAGUCAUGUCAGACAAUUGUGGAAUGGAGGGGCGAUGAGUACGAAGUAAGGAAAGGCUGCAAAAAUCCAACAGCUAACAGUGCGAAUGCGAAGUUAGGGUGUAAGAAGACUGGUUCCAAGAUUUUCUGCCGCUUUGAAUGCACAGCAAAUUUAUGCAACGAACCGCUCCCACCGGUAGAUCUGGGCAAAUAGAUAGAUGCAUUUGAAACUGAUAAUAUUGAAAUGGACAUACAAUUGUAUAAGUAACCAGAGAACUUACUUCAUAUCAGAUAGUCAAUACAAUGUUUGUCUAACAAUCAACAAAUACUUGAUAAACUUUGAUAUGUGUUUAAUAGUCAGGCGGAAAGAUUUAUAUCAUGUUUAUAAUCUGUCGUUAACCAAAACUGUGUUAAGCAUACUGUGAAAUUAUGAAUUUUCUUGGGGAACUUAUUUUCGUGGAUUUCGUGGUUAAGUCAGUCCGAGGAAAGCAGUGAAAUUUACAUGCUUUUAUGUUCAAAGGUCAAAAUCUACGAAGUUUUAUCCCCAUAAAGUAGUCUCAUGAAAUUUCAAGCCCAAGAAGAUAAAUGAUUUCACUGUACAUAUUAGAUGAGAGUCAUUAUGAAACUUUAUCACGUAUAAUUAAUAAUGGAAACAAAUAUCAGUAACACCAAGUUUCCAAUGUUAAAAAAUAACGAAAAUAGUUUUUCUUUCUUAUGUAUUUCCGACUUUAAUAGAAUAAAAAUGUCUGUUAAUUUGUCCUACUUAAAGAUUUUACAAAAUAAACUAUAAUCGACAUCAAUUGUUAGUUUUACUGAAAAACACGUCAUUUAUAGUACUCAUCAAUUUUCUGAAAGAGAAUGCAUUCAACGUGUUUGUGCUUUUUCAGACAGUAUUGAAUUGAAAUAAUAUACGCAAUAUUUUAUGACUUGCAAUCUAUAUCUGAUAUAAAAUAAACAGAUAUAUCUGUU